AAUUUCAUAGUGAAAUAUUGUCCAGAAGAAGGUGACAAAAUAUCAUGGACAAGGACACUAUUUCAUAAUAAAAUACUGUCAGUGGACAAUAUUCUAUAUGACAUUUUGUCCGAAAGACAAUAUUUCAUGGGGGACAAUAUUUUAUGUUACAGACAUUUGUGAAAAGAAGACACGAAUUCAAACUAAAACUGUUGAGUUCAACUUCAAAAUAUUCUCUUGUGUCACGUGUAAAAAACAAUUCAGAAGUAAAGAAAAUUUAAAGACACACAUGAAAAGACAUCACGGAUUAAAGCCUAACAUAUGUGAUAUAUGUAAUAAGAGUUUCAUGGGCAGAGGCGACUUGAAAAAGCACAUGCGAAUACACAGUGGCGAUAAACCUUACAGCUGCGAUAUUUGUGGAAGAACAUUUAGUUUUUAAGGAGAAAACAAAUCCGACCAUCAUUUGAGUGUAGUACCCAGGGUUGCAUUCCAUCUAGGGAUGUGUCCUAUGUGAGCCAGCAUAUCCAGAAUUGAAUCAGCAUAUCCAGAAUUUAGCACACAUAACAGCAUAUAAGAUUUAAGGAGAUUGUACUGAUCGGGAGUAACAUUUAAACAAUUGAAAAUACAAGAAGAGUGUACUAGAUUUUACCGACAAUGGACGAAGACAAAUCAACAGACGACAUUUCCAAAUAUGAAAUUGACAUGAAAUCAACAAGUCUUAUAAAAGCCGUGGAAGAAAAAGCAACCAAUGGUUCUUCCGAAAUUAGAGAGCUAGAAAAUGAAACCAAAGUAGUAGAUUCGAGAGACAAACCAUUCUCUUGUUUCACGUGUAAUAAGAGUUUUCGUACUAAACAAAGUCUAAAUGGACAUGUGAAAAGACAUGACGGAAUUAAGCCUCACGUCUGUGAAGUGUGCCAUAAGCGUUUUGUUGACAAAGGCGACUUGAAAAAGCAUCUACGAAUACACAGUGGGGAGAAACCUUACAUCUGUAAUAUUUGUGGCAGAGCAUUUAGAUUUCCAAGUAGUCGUGCGUCUCAUAUGAAAAGACAUAAAGGUACCAAAGAACAUCGCUGUGACGUAUGUGGUUCAAGUUUUACAGACAAGGGUGAUUUGACAAAGCAUAUGAGAAGAAAACAUGGCGAUAAGAGACCAUAUAGCUGUACUAUAUGUGGUAAAGACUUCAAAUACCCCAACUAUCUGGUAAUACACAUGAGAAUACAUACGAAGGAGCGACCUCAUAGUUGUGAGAUAUGUUAUAAAAGCUUUAGAGAACAACUUACUUUAAAAUAUCACAUGAAAAUACAUACCGGUGACAGACCAUAUAAAUGCGUUGUGUGUGAAAAAAGCUUUGCGUAUAACACAAGCAUGAAACUCCAUAUGCGAACACACAAUUCUGAGGUACCCACUAGACCUUAUAAAUGUGAGGUAUGUGAAAGCAGAUUUAUAACGAAAGGGGAUCUAGCGAAACACAUUAAGAUACACAGUGACAAAAACCCAUACUGCUGUUCAAUAUGUUGUAAAUGUUUUAAGAUGAAAAGCUAUUUAACAACUCACAUGAGAACACAUAAUGAGGAAAAAACACACGGAUGUCCUACAUGCGGUAAACAUUUUAGAUAUAAAGGACAACUUUCAAAACACAUGAUUUAUCAUAAUGAUGAAAAAAAAUAUCGUUGUGAAAUAUGUGGUAGAUGUUUUAAACUUGUCAGCUAUUUGAAGGAACACAUGGAAACACAUACGGGUUAUGAUAAACCACAUGAAUGUGAUGUAUGUGGUAAAAGAUUCAGGAAGACUCAUUUUCUUACGAUUCAUAUGAGGACCCAUACUGACGAGAAACCUUACAAAUGCAUCGUGUGUGGUAAGACGUUUAGACAAAACAGUAACCUGAACACACACUUGAAAACACAUACGGGCAAUCGAUAUCAUAAGUGCGAUAUGUGCGAUAAAACUUUUAACUCUCCGGGAGCACUGUCUUCUCAUAUGAUGGUACAUACGGGUGAGAAACCUUUUACUUGUGAAACGUGUGGUAAAGGUUUUACUCAAAAAAAACACCUGACUUCUCACAUGAACAUACAUUCUGAUUAUAAGGCUUUUGAUUGUGAAACUUGCGGUAAAAGUUUCCGGUUAAAAAACCAUUUAGUAAGCCACAUGAGAACACACACAGGUGAAAAACCUUUUAAGUGUACUGAAUGUGGUAAAAGUUUUGCUGAAAAUGGGGCUUUAACAGUACAUAAGAGAACACAUACCGGCGAAACACCAUACGAAUGUGAAAUAUGUGACAAAAAAUUCUCACAUUUAAGUAAUUUACAAAGGCACGUUAAAAAUACCCAUAAUGGUGAGAAACGCUUUCCUUGUGAUUCGUGCGAUAGAGCUUUCGGAGACAACACUCAGUUAAAGAGACACAUGAGAACACACACGGGCGAAAGGCCAUUCAAGUGCGAAACUUGUGGUAAGACAUAUAAAGAUACUGGUGCAUUGAAGCGACACAAAGGAACACAUACGGGCAUUAAACCGUAUAGCUGUGAUACAUGUGAUAAACAGUUUUUAACUGGAUAUGAGUUGACUAUUCACCAGAGAAUACACACCGGUUAUAAGCCAUACACGUGUGACAUAUGUGGAAAAGGAUUUAAUCAAAAAACGCGUUACAGAGAUCAUACAAAGAAAGACUGCAUUGAGAUCUGAUAUUUCAUCAAAGAAUUUCAUAAUAUAAUAAGUAUUUAGAUGAGACUUUUAUUGAAAGUUAUAGACUAAAGAUGGCACCUAAUGUUAAUAUUUUUGUUCAAUCGUUUGUAUAUACAAAGUAUCUUUAAUUGCUGCGUUUAUAAGGAAUGAAAAAUAAAUAAAGCACUGUAUUUCGUA
Messenger RNA from Mytilus trossulus (common blue mussel), 2835 nucleotides. Its product is annotated as zinc finger protein 883-like. The transcript is spliced from 3 exons. The record is from RefSeq and is a predicted model, not a curated record. Gene Ontology annotation, biological process: regulation of DNA-templated transcription. NCBI's taxonomy places the organism in Eukaryota, Metazoa, Mollusca, Bivalvia, Mytilida, Mytilidae. Gene Ontology annotation, molecular function: DNA-binding transcription factor activity, RNA polymerase II-specific; RNA polymerase II cis-regulatory region sequence-specific DNA binding. The coding region runs from base 634 to 2658 and encodes 674 amino acids.